ACCGUCGUCUCACCAAACGGUACGGCGGGACGACGGUCUCGCCUUUGGCAAAUGGCGAGAUGGCCGUCCCGCCAAUCGGAACGGCGGUAACGAUUUGUCCAAUGACGAGAAGGCCGUCUCGCCAAACGGGAAGGCGGUCUCGCCACGACAAGUGGUGAGACGGCCGUCUCACCAAAUGAGACGACUGUCUCGCUCUUGCCGAUGGCGAGACAGUGGUCUCGACCCUUCAGGUGAAAUUCCUUAUUUUUUUCCGUACAAAAAGCCUUCCUACUCUAAUAUGGGGCCUAAUAGUCUAUCCUAA
Messenger RNA from Sphenostylis stenocarpa, 301 nucleotides. The record is from the annotation of a GenBank genome assembly. NCBI's taxonomy places the organism in Eukaryota, Viridiplantae, Streptophyta, Magnoliopsida, Fabales, Fabaceae.